AUGGACCUGCCCGUUGAUUCUACAUCUGGAGUCUUGUCCAUGACCCAAACUGUUGGUUCAAACUUCAAAGGCUCUCGUAGUAACCAGUCUGCUCUGGAUUCACUCACUAACAAUACUGCUAGUCUUGGACGCAGCAACACCACUGGGUCGUUGCAUGCCGAUAUCGCUUCUACUCAAGAUAAUCCCAUCGAGUUCAUAUUGCCCACUCUCCAGCUCAUCAACAGCUCUGAACAGACUGGGUCUGAUAUAAAAGGAAGCCAAUACGUUCAUGACUAUUCUGAAUCUACUAUAAAUGCCAAUAUACUGGCAAUCACUGGAGGCAUCCCACCGCUAAUACAAAGCCGAAAGGUAUCGACAACUAAUAGAAACCCUGCAAAAAGGUGGCAAUGGCAGCCUUUUACUCAUUCAGCUAGAUUGGAUAAUUUCAAACUGUACCAUUGGUCGUCAGAUCCGAAAGCUACAGUGUGUAUUGUAAUAGAUUCAAUGUUUGCCUCACAGAGCGUAAAAGCGUCCAUUAUGACUUAUACUGACGAAGAAUACGAAUCAUAUCUUCAAGUCCAUGUGCUAUUGAUUACCCGAAUUUCAGAUCCAAGCUGGACAAGAGAGGAAACAGAUCAACUGUUUUUGCUAUGCAAAGAAUUCGAACUCCGGUUUUUCGUUAUUGCCGAUAGGUUUGAAACAAACACUGUCCGCACAAUCGAGGACAUGAAAGAUCGAUACUAUUCUGUAUCAAGAACUCUAGUUCUAGUUCGAUAUGGUGCACAGGACGCACAAGCAAAGUUGAUGAGUGCCAAAUUUGGAUACGAUAAGCCACGCGAAGUUGAGCGGAAACGACUACUGGCUAAACUCCUUAGCAGGACAUCGGCUCAAAUCCAAGAAGAGGAAAUCAUAAUGCUCGAGUUGAAGCGACGCGCUUUGAACGAGGAUCGAUGGGUUAAAGACCGCGAGGCGAUUCUCCGCUCACUCAUGAACAACGAGCUGCCAAACGAACAAAUAGCCAGUACACCACAUUCUGUAUCUUCAGUCGAGAUUAAGAAAAAACGUAGAUCUGUUCGAGGAGAUGAGACACCUAUUUCAUCUACUGCCGAUGCUUUCAAGAAUUCAAGAAAAGAUCGGACUAUUGACGAUUCACUAUUAAGAAAAGAGAAGAUUCCUGCUGGCGUGCAUCUGCGGAGUUCUAGAUUUCCUCCAAUCAAGGCUUCAUUGCAGGCCAAGGUGUCUACAAUGAUGAUUGAGUGUGGAGCAGGUAUUCUUCCAAGUAUGCCUACGACGGCUGUAUGUGCCAAAUUUGAAGCUAUUCGACAAACAAUUGUUGCAUUGAUUGAAGGGAAAAAGAUGCUGGAUCGACUCGAACAUGAGUAUAAAGUGACUUUGAUUCGGAGAACAACACUCAAGGAUGGAAUCGAAGGUGGAGUAAAGCCUGCACCAUCAAUCACGGCUGUCACCUCUGCAGUGAAUCAUGGCACUGCUCUCCAUGCCACGCUCGCAGCUCAGACUCCUGUUUCUACACAGAAGCGACCCAGCAUGACACCUCCUUCACAGCUAAGAGAUACAAAGCGACCUCGCCAUUGA
Molecule: messenger RNA, 1572 nt
Organism: Batrachochytrium dendrobatidis JAM81
Lineage: Eukaryota; Fungi; Chytridiomycota; Chytridiomycetes; Rhizophydiales
Exons: 8
Coding region: 1-1572 (523 amino acids)
Biological process (GO): DNA repair; chromatin remodeling; negative regulation of transcription by RNA polymerase II
Cellular component (GO): Swr1 complex; NuA4 histone acetyltransferase complex
Molecular function (GO): transcription corepressor activity
Source: RefSeq, a predicted model, not a curated record